AAAAAGGACGGACGGAGAAGCAGUCAAAUUCUUCUGCAAACCCCAAAUUGAAGAACCCUUUGGUCCUACUUCACCGACGUAGAUCCGUCUCUUAGUCUCCGUCGCCGAGUUGAAAAUGGCGAAGUCUUGCAAGGGUCUUGCUGAAGAGCUUGUCAAGUGUCUCAGUGAAUCCAUGUGUGUCAAGGACGAGAAACGGUCAAUUAGGGACUGCGCUGGUGAGAAAAGCCCAUGUAUACCGAGUGAAUGUGUUGGCCUACGGGAAACCUACUUCAAUUGUAAAAGAGGACAGGUAGACAUGAGAGCCAGGAUUCGAGGAAACAAGGGUUACUAACACAAGAGACAUAUACUGAGCACCUGCUUGUUCAAUACCGCAUUUUCACUUAUGUUAUUUUUGUCUUCUUUUGAUCAAUUCCUUUGGUUUCUGAACGAUACUAAAGGGGCAAUGCAGGGUCUUACAAUACUUGCCUUGUCAAUAUCAAGUUAGGCUUGUUCCUAUACUCAAACUUGAUUUCUUUUCCUUUUAUAAAAGGUGUAUUACAUUGGACCUGAUGCACUCGAAUGUGUCUUCAUGUAGCUUAAAGAAAGAGUAACAAUGCAAAAAACAUGCUUACUUUC
Brassica napus (rape) is the source of this 615-nucleotide messenger RNA. Its product is annotated as cytochrome c oxidase assembly factor 5-like. The coding region runs from base 116 to 331 and encodes 71 amino acids. Gene Ontology annotation, cellular component: mitochondrion. The record is from RefSeq and is a predicted model, not a curated record. Gene Ontology annotation, biological process: mitochondrial respiratory chain complex IV assembly. Lineage: Eukaryota; Viridiplantae; Streptophyta; Magnoliopsida; Brassicales; Brassicaceae. The transcript is spliced from 4 exons.